Molecule: messenger RNA, 1590 nt
Organism: Thamnophis elegans (Western terrestrial garter snake)
Lineage: Eukaryota; Metazoa; Chordata; Lepidosauria; Squamata; Natricidae
Gene: CHRM5
Product: cholinergic receptor muscarinic 5
Exons: 1
Coding region: 1-1590 (529 amino acids)
Biological process (GO): G protein-coupled receptor signaling pathway, coupled to cyclic nucleotide second messenger; adenylate cyclase-inhibiting G protein-coupled acetylcholine receptor signaling pathway; chemical synaptic transmission
Cellular component (GO): plasma membrane; dendrite; synapse
Molecular function (GO): G protein-coupled acetylcholine receptor activity; G protein-coupled serotonin receptor activity
Source: RefSeq, a predicted model, not a curated record
AUGGAAGACAAGUUACCCAGCAACUUGACCAUCACCAAUGGUUCAACUUCUAGCCAAAAACCACUUGAAGGCCACAAUCUUUGGGAAGUAAUCACCAUCGCUACUGUAACGGCCAUCUUAAGUUUGAUAACCAUUCUGGGAAAUGUUCUGGUAAUGAUAUCAUUCAAAGUCAACAGCCAGCUGAAAACAGUGAACAAUUAUUAUCUACUCAGUCUUGCCUGUGCAGACCUUAUAAUUGGAAUAUUUUCUAUGAAUCUUUAUACAUCAUACAUAUUAAUAGGGCACUGGUCUCUUGGAAUUUUGGCAUGUGAUUUAUGGUUAGCACUCGAUUAUGUAGCUAGUAAUGCUUCAGUAAUGAAUUUGUUAGUUAUCAGUUUUGACCGAUAUUUUUCUAUUACACGUCCUUUAACCUAUAGGGCUAAACGCACACCCAAAAGAGCUGGGAUUAUGAUUGGUUUGGCUUGGCUGAUUUCUUUCAUUCUGUGGGCACCUGUAAUCUUAUGUUGGCAGUACCUUGUAGGGGAGCGAACUGUCCCAGCAGGAGACUGUCAAAUACAAUUUUUGUCUGAGCCUAUUGUUACCUUUGGUACUGCAAUUGCUGCUUUCUAUAUCCCAGUUUCGGUGAUGACUAUUUUAUAUUGCCGCAUUUACAAAGAGACUGAAAAACGAACCAAGGAUUUAGCUGAGCUUCAGGGCUCCAGUUCUGUGACUGAGUUUGAAACAGUGAAGCCUCAGAAAACCCUGCUGAAGUCUUGCUUUAGCUGCAGGCAACAAAAUUUGACCAAAAGAGACCAAUCUCAGGCUUCGUGGUCUUCAUCUAGUAGAAGUACUUCUGCCACAGCAAAAGCAUCUCAGAUUCAAAACACCUGCCAAGAUUGGUCGAGGGCAGAGCAGCUGACCAUUUGCAGCAGCUAUGCCUCAUCUGAAGAGGAGGAAAAAUGCCCACCUGAUCCAGUCUUUCAAGUAGCCUAUAAAACCCCUGUAAAAGGGAAGGUUGAUGAGCAGAAAGAAGAGAAAAAGGAAGCUUUUAUCAACGACCAACAUAAAGAGAAUGACUAUGACACCCAGAAAUAUUUUCUAACCCCAACCAAAAGUCAGGUGCAAAAAAGUAAUAAAUGUGUAGCUUAUAAAUUCCGGUUGGUGGUUAAAGCUAGUGGUGCACCAGAAACUAACAAUGGUUGCCGAAAAGUCAAAAUCACUCCUUGUUCUGCCAGUUUAUCCAAAGACGCUUCCAUCAAAAAUAUGGAUCCUAACUUAAGUAAUCAAAUUACUAAAAGGAAAAGAAUGGUUCUUAUAAAAGAACGUAAAGCAGCGCAGACUCUAAGUGCCAUUCUUCUAGCUUUUAUAAUUACAUGGACACCCUACAACAUAAUGGUAUUGGUUUCCACAUUCUGCUCAGAUUGCAUUCCUCCAACAUUGUGGCAUCUUGGCUAUUGGUUGUGCUACGUAAACAGUACUGUGAACCCAAUUUGUUAUGCCUUGUGUAACAAAACAUUCAGAAAAACCUUUAAGUUGUUGCUCUUCUGUCAAUGGAAGAAGAAAAAAAUGGAAGAAAAAUUAUAUUGGCAGGGUAAUACAAAGCUGCCUUAA